GCGCGUCGCUCGACUUCACGUGUGGACGCAUUACGGCGGCCUAGGAGAGAAAUGUGGGCGCGUGCGGUGUUGCUGGGCCAUCGGUCCUGGAUGGGCUGGCACCGGGGCUUCACCUCCAAGACGGAUCCUCAGGGUAGUGGCCGUGUCACGGCUGAGGUGAUCGAGCACCUGGAGCGUCUAGCGCUUGUGGACUUCGGCAGCCAAGAGGCCGUGGCACGACUGGAGAAAGCCAUCGCCUUUGCCGACCGGCUCCGCGCCGUGGACACGGAAGGGGUGGAGCCCAUGGAAUCAGUAUUGGAGGACAGAUGUCUGUACUUGAGAUCUGACAAUGUGGUAGAAGGCAACUGUGUUGAAGAACUACUACAAAAUGCCCAUCGAGUUGUGGAGGAGUAUUUUGUGGCUCCCCCAGGUAAUAUCUCUUUGCCAAAGCAGGAUGAACAACAGCCCUUUUCACACAACUGACUAGCUAUUCAUGGAGGCCCAAAGAUAGUAUUUUAUUACCACGAACACAAAUAUUUCCACUUUCUUCGGUUACCUGGAAAAAAAACUGAUGUUUAAGUGAUUUUUAGUAACUAACUCUCUGAAGACAACAUUGGGAAAUAUCUAGCCAAAACAAGGCAAUGAGUUCCUGCUUCUACUGGAAGUAAAAGGUACUGUCACUUUCUGAGGAAAUGAAUCAAAUAUUUAUUCACACACUGUUCAGUAUAGGUUAUUCUCCUUUAUCUCCUCCCAAAACGGUGGUCUACCAAACUGAACGUAAGUCGGUUUUUCUAUUUACGUAACUAUUAGACAGUGUAUCUGAUCGCCAUAUGACAACCUGUGUUGUACUUUUCAGUUACUGUUUCUGUCAUCUAAGAAACCUUGUAUCUUUACCAAACAAACUCAAAUUUGUUCCUGGGUACCCACUUUAUUCAGAGCAGAAGGCUAACUUUCUCCUAAUGUCUGAAGAGUGUUCAAAGUAGACUCUACAGCUUGGGAACUCCUAACCUACAAUCAUCCACCAUCCCACAAAGUCAUUACACUCAAAAUGGAUACUAGCCAUAGCUACAGUUUUUCUGAAAAGAACAUACAAUAAAAAUAGCCCUGGAAUAGCUAACAGUACUAUAUCAAACACUAAAAAUUUGCUAAGAGGGUAGAUACUAUAUUAAAUGUUCUUACCACAAAUAAAUCUUAAAGAAGUAGGGAGGAGACUUGGGGAGGUGAUGGAUAUGGUUAUAGCUUUGACGGUGAUCAGUAUACGCUUAACCCCAAACUCAUUGAUUCUUAUACAUUAAAUAAGUACAGCCUUUUACAUAUCAAUCAUACUUCAAUAAAGUGGCUUUUUAACAAAAAGA
This is a messenger RNA of Felis catus (domestic cat), 1334 nucleotides long. RefSeq names its product glutamyl-tRNA amidotransferase subunit C (gene GATC). Bases 52 to 462 code for a protein of 136 amino acids. The transcript has 4 exons. Gene Ontology annotation, molecular function: glutaminyl-tRNA synthase (glutamine-hydrolyzing) activity. NCBI's taxonomy places the organism in Eukaryota, Metazoa, Chordata, Mammalia, Carnivora, Felidae. The record is from RefSeq and is a predicted model, not a curated record. Gene Ontology annotation, biological process: mitochondrial translation; glutaminyl-tRNAGln biosynthesis via transamidation; regulation of translational fidelity. Gene Ontology annotation, cellular component: glutamyl-tRNA(Gln) amidotransferase complex; mitochondrion.